AAUAGUUUUUGAAUGAAACUCGCUAAUCUGAUAAAUGCGCUUUUAGCAGUUGGAACCAUCUAUCGCAUCUAGUCCCGGCCGUCUGCGUGCUUCGUGAGAAAGAUUCCGAUGGAGAAACCGCCGCCCGACUGGCGGAGCAACAGAGCGGCUGUGCAAGCCACCAACGACGACGCCUCUGCUAGCAAGCUGUCUUGCGUUAAGAAAGGGUACAUGAAAGAUGAUUACAUUCAUUUGUUUGUUAAAAGGCCCGUGAGGAGAUCGCCAAUAAUUAAUCGCGGGUAUUUUGUUCGGUAUGCGGCACUUAGGAAGCUUCUUUAUGAGUUUCUUGACUAUGAGGUAAACAUUGAUGGCAAAGGCAACAAGAAGCAAAUAUUAUCUCUUGGAGCUGGCUAUGAUACUACAUUUUUUCAAUUGCAGGAUGAAGGGAAAGCUCCUUAUCUCUAUGUUGAAUUAGAUUUCAAAGAGGUAACAAGUAGGAAAGCUGCCCUUAUUGAAAGCUCCAUUCAAUUGAGGAGCAAAGUUGGGGAAACCGCAUCAAUAUCACAGGAGAAAGGGGAAGUGCUUGGCUCACACUACAAACUUCUCCCUGUUGAUCUGCGUGACACACAACAACUUGAUGAUAUCAUUUCUCAGGCAAAUAUAGAUCCAAGUUUGCCAACAUUUAUAAUUGCAGAAUGUGUGCUUAUAUACCUAGAUUCCAAGUCAAGCUGUGCUGUAGUUGGGUGGGCUUCUAAAACGUUUCCAACAGCUAUAUUUUUUUUGUAUGAACAGAUUCGGCCAGAUGAUGCAUUUGGGCAACAGAUGAUCAGAAAUCUGGAGAGCCGAGGAUGUGCGUUGUUGAGCAUUGAUGCCACACCAACUUUACAGGCAAAGGAAAGACUUUUUCUUGAUCAAGGAUGGCAGAGGGCUGCUGCCUGGGACAUGGUGAAGGUUUAUAGCGCAUUCAUUGAGUCACAAGAAAAACGCAGGAUUGAACGGCUGGAAUUGUUCGAUGAGUUCGAAGAAUGGUACAUGAUGCAGGAGCACUACUGUGUGACUUGUGCAAUAAACGAUUCACUGGGUGCAUUCAAGAAUUUCGGGUUUUUCAAAGAGGAGACAGGAGUCGAUGCAUCGGUAUCAACCGCCCAUGGUCAAGAAUGAUCUGAAGAAAUAGAUCUUCCGAAACAGACGGACACCUUGUUGAGCAUACUAUACUUACUUACGGCUUCCACCAAACUUUAUUCGAGUUUUCGGUGAUGUGUGUGUGUAUGAUUGGAAUGAAUCCAAGCUUAUGUUUGCAAUUGUUAUAACUUGUGCUCAGAAAAGUCUUGGAUUGUUGUGUUGUAGACUAGUGAUCCUUUAAAGGAAAUGAAAAUGAGAAUUUCUGUCACUUGUAUUUGAUACCUCAAAUCUUAUUCAUUGGCUCAUGCCAUUGACCUGACCUGUUGUGUUUUUGGUUGGGGUUGGGGUUGGGAA
This is a messenger RNA of Andrographis paniculata, 1455 nucleotides long. Its product is annotated as leucine carboxyl methyltransferase 1 homolog. Lineage: Eukaryota; Viridiplantae; Streptophyta; Magnoliopsida; Lamiales; Acanthaceae. Bases 109 to 1140 code for a protein of 343 amino acids. The record is from RefSeq and is a predicted model, not a curated record. The transcript is spliced from 13 exons. Gene Ontology annotation, molecular function: methyltransferase activity. Gene Ontology annotation, biological process: methylation.